Sporothrix brasiliensis 5110 is the source of this 2640-nucleotide messenger RNA. RefSeq lists its product as uncharacterized. The coding region runs from base 1 to 2640 and encodes 879 amino acids. Gene Ontology annotation, biological process: DNA-templated transcription; positive regulation of transcription from RNA polymerase II promoter by galactose. Gene Ontology annotation, cellular component: nucleus. NCBI's taxonomy places the organism in Eukaryota, Fungi, Ascomycota, Sordariomycetes, Ophiostomatales, Ophiostomataceae. The transcript has a single exon. Gene Ontology annotation, molecular function: DNA-binding transcription factor activity, RNA polymerase II-specific; RNA polymerase II cis-regulatory region sequence-specific DNA binding; zinc ion binding. The record is from RefSeq and is a predicted model, not a curated record.
AUGGACCCAUCCUCACCUUCUUCUCAUCCACCUGGUCUGUCGGGGGCGUCUGUGACCUCAGAGACGUCCAGCGCCCAGCCGCCGCCCGCGAAGCGGGCCAAGCGACGCCAAGUAUCACGGGCCUGCGACUGGUGCCGCCAGCACCGCAUCAAGUGCGACACCAGUGUGCCGUGUGCCAAUUGCAAGACCCGCGGCGGCCACUGCAGCAGCGAAGACGUUCUCAAUGCCACGUCGCUGCCGGAAGCGCACCGCGAGAUCGACCGUCUUCGGCGGCACGUUGCUCAGCUGGAGCAAGAGCUGAACGCAGCAAGGCUGGCCAGUCGCCAUGCAGCUCCCUACACGGGCGCCAGCGCCGGAUCCGUAUCGGAGGUGUCACCCUACUCCGACGGUCCGGAUUCGACUGCGGCAACGCCGACCGGGACGGCCACCACCCAUAUAACGGUACCGCCCUCGACCAUGCCCUUCCCAUCUGACGCACUACUGCCACCGUCCGCUACACCACGGGACAUCGCAAGCCGGGUGGCCACGGACACGGGCAUUGCACACGCCUUUUGGGGUGGCGUGCAUGUCGGCACCGCCCGGUCACCCAACAAGACGUGGUACGGGCCGUCAUCGCUGUUUUAUUUCAUCAGUCGAACAGCCGCAUAUCUGGACGACUCGUUCCAGUUUCAUCAUCCGGACGGGGGCGACAACAGCAGUGGCCACGCAAACCAAAAAAGCAAUAAGGCGAGCAUCGACAACUUGCUGGACGUGAACCCGGCGGGAAUGCUGGUGGACGGCCCAGCACCGUCGUCUUCAUCGACGUCAACAUCCAGAACCAGACCAACAGAUGCCCAAAAGCAGGCACAAGCCCACGUGCACGACAGUACAUCACGGCCGCAUGCGAGCAUACAAGAUCCCCUGGCGGGCGCUCGCUUUCUCACGCUCACCCAGGAGGAGUACUUCCUCGACCUCUACUGGCACUCCUACCAUGCAGCACUGUUCCCCGUCCUCGACGAAGCCGGCUUCCGCCAGCACUAUCGGUCGCUGUGGGCCACGUCCGGCCAGGACCGUGCCCCGUCUGCCCUGGUCGACAUCGUCCUGGCCCUCUGCCUCCAGAUCGGCGUGUCCACCAUGGCCCCUGGCAUGCGCCAAAAGCUCAUCGUCGACAACGACGACACCUCUGUGGCCGGCCGCUGGUACUACCGCCGCUGCCAGGCGCUGCUCGAGUACGAGCUCGAGAGCCCGUCGCUGUCGACGCUGCAGUGCCACAUCUUGUGCGGUGUCUACCUGUGCAACGGCACCUUCCAGAACAUGAGCGACAGCUCCUGUGCGCUGGCCGUGCGCGAGGCCUACAUGCUGGGACUCCACCUGGCGCCGCCGGCCGACAUGACCGUGCGCCAGCGCGAGCUGCGCAUACGCAUCUGGUGGGCGCUCUACGUGCUGGACAGCAAGAUUGGCAUGAAGCUGGGCCGCCCGUUCCUGUUGCCCCUGGCCGGUGCCACCACGCCGCCACAGCCCGACGACAGCGUCGCCGUCGCCGCCCUGUCGGGCUCGUCCUUUGCACCGCUCGGCGACAACCGCAGCUGGCUCAGCUUUCACUUGUACCACAGCGCGCUCUUUCAGGUGGCACGGGCAGCGCAUGUCGCCUUUUACAGCGGCCACCAGACACCCCUACCCGUGCGUCCUGGCCAAACCUUGUGGGACCACCCAGAGGCACUCGAGAUGCACGCGCGAAUCGCCUUGGCGCACGGUGACGCCUUUGCACAGUGGGUCAGGAGCGUGCCCCCCGCCUUGACCACCGCGCGCGUGGGCGGCGGCGCCCGUGCCGGCGGCGACGGCCGGCCGUUCUCCACGGACGGCUCGCCGCUCGACAUCGAGCCCUUUGCGCCGCUCUGGGUGCAGCGCCAGCGUCUCUUGCUGGAGCUCAUGUACCACAAUCUCUGCGUCAACCUGUACCGUCCCCUCAUCAGCUUCGAGGCCCCUGCCUUUUCGGCGGCCCCCGUCCGCCAGUGCGCCGACGCCUGCGCCCACCACGCCAUCACCCUCACCCAGAUCGUCCACCAGGUGCUGUCCACGACCAGCAUCCUGGCCGGCUGGAGCGAGGUCUUCCAGUGGCAGUGGAACGCCGCCAUGACGCUGGUCGGCUUCUUGCUGGCUAUGCACGAGCAGACACGCGGCAUCCACCGCUCCGACGACAUCUGCGAGGUGCCCAUUGUCUGCAAAGCACAUGCCGCCGUCGAGCUGGCCAUUGCCGUGUUUGACAUGUUUGGCCGCAACUUUGCCGUUGCCACCAGCGCGGCCGCUGUCAUCCGCACGCUGCGUGACAAGGUCAACUACCUGGCGCAGCAGAACGCACGCGCACAGAGACAGCAGAUCCCGGCGCCUGCACAAGGGCACGCAGGCCAUGUCGUGCAGGUGCAAGCGUCUCCCGUUUGUGUGCAAAGCCGGCCCGUUGCCAUGAACGGUGCCGCUCGGCCGCCGGCCAAUGGCAUCCCAGACCUACUAAACACGGACCCCGACAAGCAGCCCGAGGUGACGUUCUCGGGCCUGGAUGCGUCUGUCCUCCAAGACACGAUGCUCAUGGCGUUUGAUGUGGAUCAGUGGCUGGACCUAAAUGCGCUCUGGCCCGAUUCCGAAGGAGUCUUAUUCUCCAUGUGA